AUGACACGAAUCCACAAGAUCCACCCUACCAAGCCGUCAUUCACAUUUGUCGGAUCCGCAUUACCAAAUGCCAAUUAUGAUGGAAGAAUGCACAUAAGAUUAUUAUCAAGGACGAUCUUGGAUCCUAAGGUAUUUAAAAAUGACAGAACCAGUGCAAAUUACAUAAAGUACGGAUCUUUUAGCCCCGAUGGGUCCUGUUAUUUAUCCGUUAGCGAGGAUAAUACUAUCGUGUUGUAUCAUACGGACGAACGGUUAAUAGAAGCCAUCAAGGAAAACACAAAUCCAGAAUUAGACACAGAUAUAAUAGAAUCUAAGUUUGCAUUAAGGGUAGCAGUAAAAGAAGACUUUAGAGAUCUUUCCUGGUUCCCAGGUUUCAGUUGGAGUUACCCAGAUUCUUGCUGUUUCGUGGCAGCAUCAAGAAAUGGACCCAUUAUUUUAUAUGACGCCCAUUACGGGAAAAGACAUUUUUCAUAUAAGCCAAUAAAUGCUAGCGGUGAAAUCGCAGACACUUAUUCGCUCAGUUUCCAUCAUCUAGGGAAGUAUCUCCUGUCAGGAGGAAAUGCUGCCGUUUAUGUAUUUGACAUAGAGGCACCGGGAGAACACCUAGAGGUGCGCAAAUUGUCCACUCGGAGAGGUGGUGGUCAAAAGGGCAUUAUAUCUACCAUAGUCCAUAAUACUUGCGGAUCUAGCAAUAUUUAUGCUUGUGGUAGUUAUAAUGGUUCAAUCGGUGUGUAUGAUCACAAUGAAUCCAGAAACAAAAGCAUUUUUGGUGAUUUCGGUGAUCCUGAUAACCCAUUGGGUGCAGUCACUCAAUUAAAAUGGAAAGACAAGCAUAUGUUGGUGGUUGGUUGCAGAAGUGAUUACUAUUUGAGGAUUUAUGAUGUGCGCGGGGAUUGUUCUACUCCAAUACACAGAUUUUAUCGCCCUGUUGCAACUAAUCAGAGAGUCAUAUUUGACAUACGUGAAGAUUUAGUUAUAUCAGGCUCAACAUGCGGAGAUAUUUUAGUUUAUAGUAUUUUAGAAGACUCUGCAGUUACGUCAAAACAUAUUUCAAACUUGCCAGUAACCGUUUCCGUCUUUCAUCCAACACUCCCGAUUUUUUUGACAGGGAACGGCACCAGAUGCUUUGAUGAACACAACAUAAAUACAGAUAACGAGGAUAAACAUGUAGAAGAUGAUAUACAACUAAACAUGUGGUCAAUGGGGAUGUGA
This is a messenger RNA of Theileria equi strain WA, 1212 nucleotides long. RefSeq lists its product as hypothetical. NCBI's taxonomy places the organism in Eukaryota, Apicomplexa, Aconoidasida, Piroplasmida, Theileriidae. Gene Ontology annotation, molecular function: protein binding. Bases 1 to 1212 code for a protein of 403 amino acids. The transcript has 6 exons. The record is from RefSeq and is a predicted model, not a curated record.